CCGCCGGCCAUUGUGUUGUGGCACGGGCUAGGCGACCGCUACAACUCCGACGGCAUGGCACAUGUGGCCGAACUCGUGGCACGGCUCUUGCCCGGCACGUAUGUACACUCCAUAUAUGUAGACGAAACGCCGGCUUUGGACGAGCGGCGGUCGCUUUUCGGGGACGCCAACAGGGCGGUGGAUCUCGUGUGUGCCCAGCUCUCCAACAUCACAGAGUUGAGCCUGGGCUUCGGGGCCAUUGGGUUUUCGCAGGGCGGGCUCUUUCUUCGGGCUCUUAUCCAAAGAUGCCCUUCAAUCGCGGUGUCCAAACUCGUGACGUUUGGCUCGCCCCACAUGGGCGUUCUGGAGCUUCCCGUGUGCCAGCCACCAGACGAUUGGGUGUGCCGGAAGCGCAACCAGUUGUUGAAAGCACAGGUUUGGCAGGACUCCGUGCAGAAAACAGUGGUGCCGGCCCAGUACUUCCGGGACCCCGGCCAAUACGAGCGGUAUUUGGAGCACUCCAAUUUCCUAGCGGCCGUGAACAACGAGCGGCCGUCCGAAGGCUCGCGGGCGGCCAAGCGGCGCUUCGAGCGCUUGCAGAAACUCGUCUUGAUCAAAUUUGCCCACGACUCCACCUUGGUGCCGAAAGAGAGCGCCUUUUUCCAGGAAAGACAUGGCCUCACCGGCCAAGAGGUGCCCAUGACCGGCACGCGGGUCUACCGGGACAACCUCUUUGGAUUGCGCACAUUGCACGAGGCGGGCCGGAUCGAGUUUCACACUGUGGACGACGAGCACAUGCAGUUUUCCGACGACUUCUUCCUGAAAAUCGUCUCUGACCACUUU
Molecule: messenger RNA, 822 nt
Organism: Metschnikowia bicuspidata var. bicuspidata NRRL YB-4993
Lineage: Eukaryota; Fungi; Ascomycota; Pichiomycetes; Serinales; Metschnikowiaceae
Exons: 1
Cellular component (GO): lysosome
Molecular function (GO): palmitoyl hydrolase activity; thiolester hydrolase activity
Source: RefSeq, a predicted model, not a curated record